UGGCGGAAAUUUCGCGCUGACCACAUUAAUGUCGGCGCCUCCAUCAGAGGAAUUGGGGUUUCGCCGUUGCCUCACCUCUCCUGUCGUGUUACACAUCCAUCCCUCCAUCGAUUUCUUUGCAAGCACCAGCUGAAAUCGGAAUCGACGAUUGAGAUCGCCUUUGCACCGCCGCCGGAAUAUCUCCCUCGCGAUCGCCUCCAAGAUUCCGAGUAAUUUCCCGCGCCUGGUUGGUUUUCCGAGGAUUUCCAUUUCUAGAAUUUUGGCGGGAGCUGCCAACGAUGAAGAAGAGUCAAAUGGAGUGGAAAUCAGAAACAGAGAGUGUAAUUGCCAGGAUAAUGGGGCUUGAACAGCUGCGGCCUAGGCAGCAAUUAGGCAAAAACCGGCGAGCUCUUUCCGACGGCUAUGUCCGCAAGACUUCUGCGAUAUGUGUGCGUAACAAGAGUUUGGUCUCUAUUGGCACAAAGAACGUGAAAGUGGAUGCAGUGAAGGAUGAGUUGGGACAUGUUUCGGUGGUGGGUAAAAGCGAUGAAAGAAUAAUAUUGUUGGAACCUUCCGAGGUGCUUCUUGCAAAUUCGAUGGAUAGAACCAGCUAUCGAAGCGAACAAUCUUUUUGUGAGACGAGUAAGGAUUUUUUGAUUGAGCUUCGUAAAUCAGGAAAAGAGACAAAAAUUAAGCCUUGGAAGAUUGGUUGGGAGUUGGAGAAGGUAGUACAUGGCUUCAAAGAUGGGAAGUCGGGCAUACAUUCAAAAUCAGGGUAUAGAAAUCAAGGCAAGGAUGUUAGCAAUUGUAUGGGGUGUGUGAGAAACAUCAACAAAGCCUCUCGCAAACUCCCAACCAGCAAAACGUUUUCCGCUGUAUCAACCCCACAAAAUAUGGAGAAUGACCAUGUAUCACAUCUUCCUACAAAUCAAUCAUCUCUCAAACCACAUAGCUUUGGGACAAGAAAGAAAGUGGCUCGACGAAUUGAUUUUUCUGAGGGGGCUGAAAGGCGUAAAGCAGUCCAUGUGUUGGAACCAAAAUAUGGCAGCAGCUGCAACCAAUUUGAAACUUCUCCAUUUGCUGACAAGACAGUGUGGCAGAGUGUGCGAAUUUCUAACCGAGAUAUCGAGGAUGAAAUGAAUAUUGAUUCAGGGAAUUAUGAGUCUCUGCAGGCAUUGGCGAAUGAAUUUUCUGAAGAAUUAUCAACUUAUUCAAACAGUUCCAGAAUCGGCAGUCCAGAAUUUCCUGAGAAUCCAAAGAGAACCGAUCAGCAUAGCCCCGACUCAGUUCUUGGAGCAAUUUAUGGACGAUACUAUUCAACUGAUCAAUGCUUUGACGACAUAGGUCCCCAGAUGCAGCUUCAGGUCUUAAACUUGGAGAUGGAAGAUCCGUACUCGGAAGGAUCCCAGAUGGGUGUCUCUGAGGAUUAUGAUUCCGAGGAGCAGUUUUCUGAUCUCCCUCACAACGGAAGAAAGAUUCGAAUGUGGUUGGGAGACGAAGAAAGCCGAAAGUUCUCUUACAUGGUUGAUGUUCUAGAUGUGGCUGGAUUUUUCAGUACAGCAUUAUGUACAGAUUUCAACAUGUGGCAUACUUCCGAAUGCCCCAUAAGCCCCUCGGUGUUUGAGGAACUAGAAAAAACAUACGGAAAGCAGGCAUCAUGGAAAAAGUCCGACAGGCAGCUUCUUUUUGACUACGUGAAUUUUGCGCUGGCGUGCAUUUUCUUUCCACUACCAAACCUUUUCCCAUCUAUAAAAAGCACUCUCUGUGCUAACAUGAGACGGGAUGAGGUUGAAGAUCGAUUGUGGACAAUGCUAAUCACCGAGGAGAAAGAAAAGAGCAAAGUUCUGUCCGGAAAAUCUCUCAACGAAUGGUAUGAGGUGGAGGAAGGUAUGAAUAUUGUCUAUAAUGAAUUGGCUACAGAACUAUUCGAUGAGUUGGUGGAGGAAUUAGUUCAAUAGCUUGUUUGUUUGUUUGACGAUUUCUGUUUCCUUCUUUGGUUUUUUUUGCCCUGAUUUGUUUUGCUACGCAUAGUCGUGGAUGAGUGUAUUGUUCGUAGGCAAAUUGUCUUACACGUGCAUACGUAAAAUUUUGGUGUUACACAUUUUUUCCUUUGGAGGGAUGGAUAGAGAGAGAGAUGAAGACAACACUAGCAAGUUUGUAUUCAGGAGUAUAAAAAAUUCGAAGAAUAUAGCAAUAUGGCAUGCAUGCAUUUGUUCA
Andrographis paniculata is the source of this 2196-nucleotide messenger RNA. RefSeq lists its product as uncharacterized. Lineage: Eukaryota; Viridiplantae; Streptophyta; Magnoliopsida; Lamiales; Acanthaceae. The record is from RefSeq and is a predicted model, not a curated record. The coding region runs from base 279 to 1937 and encodes 552 amino acids. The transcript is spliced from 4 exons.